Anisakis simplex (herring worm) is the source of this 2730-nucleotide messenger RNA. The record is from the annotation of a GenBank genome assembly. NCBI's taxonomy places the organism in Eukaryota, Metazoa, Nematoda, Chromadorea, Rhabditida, Anisakidae.
UUGCGUACUACUUUAUUCAUUGCGACGAUUUUUCUAGUGCGCAAUGUCCAGAGAUCUCGCAGUGCUCCUACUGAGGCUAUUUCAAGUGAUAUUCUAGGUCAACCGGGUACUUCACUACAUCUCGAUAAUCCGCCGCCCGCACCUAUACCUGUACCUGUAAUUACGAUUCUGCCGUCAUCUGAAAAUCACCGAUCUAAUGAAGAAUCCCCAUUGUCGCCUUCGUCAAAUGCCGAGGAACUGUCGCACGUUCCAGCUGAUCCCAUAUUGCUGUUUCAUUUAGCAGAGCCAAAAUCGAUAGUCUCAAUAAGUGGCUCAGAAAAGAACCAAACAGCUCCAACUCAACACAGUCAAAAUCACUCCGGAGAACCAGAAAACAACCAACAAAAGUCUGCACCGGCAACGGAAUGCUCAGGCGAAAACUGCGACCACCGCAGCAGUCACCAUAGUGACGAGCCACAAGCGGAGACCAAACAACAUCAGGAAGAGCGGAGAGACGAUACACAUGAGAAACUAGCUGAACCUCAACACUCUCCAGGUGCUGAGAGUAUUCAAACGGCGAAUGCACCUGUUCGAGAUAUUGUAAAUCCUGUGCAGAAGCCAGUAACCGCUGAAGAGCUUAGACGGGAAAUUUUGUUGCGACUGCCCAACAGUCCAUCGAUAACAAAUCCCAUCGGAAGAACAUCAACAAAUUUGAAUAUGAAUACACCGAUGACAAAUGCGAACAAAGAUGCCGGAGCUCACAGCCAUCCACUACAUCAAAGCCCGCUCGGUCCGAACGGUCAUCAAUCUGCUGCUUUCAAUGAGCCUCAGAUUCCUCCAUUGCAACCUUCUGAUACUGAUAGGGCAUUGAAUAGGCCAUCUGAGGCAGUGAUAAGCAAUCCAUCGCUGGAACUGCCACCAGGCCCGCCGAUUCUCAUCGCGGCUCCGGUUUCGGUCGCUCUCGCUCCAAGUUUGGUCCUACCCAAGGAGCUGACUCUUCCCGUUCCCCCAGCUAUUCUUCACCCGAAUCACACAAACUCUCGCCCUGACUCCAGUCCACCUAUUCUGGUACUACCCGCUCAAAUUGAUCUAAGUGCUCCUAAUCUCGAUCAGCCUAUGUCUCCAAUCCAUGUACCAUCUGAACCUACUACUAACCAAACUCUCAGAAGGCCCAUCGCAAACGAAUUCAUCCAAACACCAGCAACUCCCUCAUACUAUUUGCUGCGAUCUGCCAUGCCCAGAUUGGCCAAAUUUUGGCUCUACCACACAGUUGAAGAGCUUCAAAAGUCCAACGAAAAUGACGCCAACACAAGAAAUGAUAACAGUCGAAAAGCAAACGAAAGUGGGAAAUUGGAGAAGGGUGACGAGAAAGAAAUGCUGCUGGUCGAUCCGAGCGUGCAGUUGCCUUCACAAGAGGAUAUUCUCAGUGAUCGAUAUGAAAGUCCUGAGUUCGCAUGUGAUAUACAUGACUCUCGCAAUGCGGCCAUCUACUGUCAAGGCGAUUUGUUGCAUGCCGUUAUGAUGAUGCAUCUGUUCAACGAUUCGAAAACGUUCGUCGAUAAACCACUCAAAAUGGAUCCCGAUCAGAUAGUGGCCAGAUUCAAGGAACGUUUCUCGCAGUCGAUUACGAAAGAUCAUCGCGAUCAGGUCAUCGACUUUGUUGAAGAGCAUUUCGACGUGGAAGGCAACGAAAUGGAGAAAUGUGACUUAGUAGAUUGGCAGGAACAGCCACAAAAACUUAUGUCAAUAGACGAUCCGGCACUGAGAGAUUUCGCUUUGGACGUACACACGGUCUGGAAGAAACUUUGCAGAACUAUCAAGAAAGAGGUAAACGAACAACCCGAACGUUUCUCGCUGCUGUACGUCCCCAAUGAAUUCAUCAUACCUGGCGGUCGCUUCCGAGAAUUCUACUAUUGGGACAGUUACUGGAUUGUGAAAGGAUUGAUUGCUUCAGGAAUGCACGAAACAACGAAACGAAUGAUUGAGAAUUUUCAACAUUUGAUUGAGAGGAAUGGUUUCAUUCCGAACGGUGGUCGUAUCUACUAUAUGCGACGUUCUCAACCUCCCAUGUUCAUACCAAUGGUAUAUGAAUAUCAUAUGGCCACACGGGAUGAUAUUUUCCUCAGAAAGGCGAUUGAUGCUAUGGAACGGAAUCUGGGACUGAAUUCGGACUUGGAAUAUUUUUUUCAGGAAUUGGAAUUCUGGAAAACUAGACGAACAGUUCAAAUCACUAAAAACGAUCGUAACUAUACAGUUUUUCGCUAUCGAGCUGAUAGUAAUGUGCCAAGGCGAGUUAGCCCCGACAAGAAGCGACAACUGUGGAGGGAUAUUGCGAGUGCGGCCGAGUCCGGUUGGGAUUUCAGUAGCAGAUGGAUGGCUGAUCGAAAAACAAUGAAAACCACGCAGACAUCGCAAAUAGCACCAGUUGAUUUGAACGCUUUCAUGUGCUGGAAUAUGGCUAUUCUGGCGCAUUUACACGGCAGAAUAGAAGGCGUUUGGUUCGAUGUGAGGGUUCAGGACGGGCAAUGGGAGCAUGAUGCAUAUCCGUCAGUGGCUGCGCCACUUUUUACCGAAUGUUACCAUCGACUUGAUGCUCGUAUGAUGACUGAUGUGCUGGACACUUUGGAGAGAGUUGGCUAUUUGGGAUUUCCAGGCGGAAUACCAACAAGUCUGGUCAAAGACACCCAUCAACAAUGGGAUUAUCCGAAUGGUUGGGCACCUGUCAAUCAUAUGAUCGUCGAGGGACUUCGC